Pezoporus occidentalis (night parrot) is the source of this 6384-nucleotide messenger RNA. RefSeq names its product ATP binding cassette subfamily B member 7 (gene ABCB7). Gene Ontology annotation, biological process: transmembrane transport; intracellular iron ion homeostasis. The record is from RefSeq and is a predicted model, not a curated record. Gene Ontology annotation, cellular component: mitochondrial inner membrane. NCBI's taxonomy places the organism in Eukaryota, Metazoa, Chordata, Aves, Psittaciformes, Psittacidae. Gene Ontology annotation, molecular function: ABC-type transporter activity; ATP hydrolysis activity; ATP binding. Bases 34 to 2295 code for a protein of 753 amino acids. The transcript is spliced from 16 exons.
UCCCACAAUCCUCUCCUCCGCGCCCCGCCGAAGAUGGCGCUGCUGGGGGCUCCGUGGAGCCUGGCGGCGGCUGCUUGCCAUAAGCGGCGGCUGCUCGCCCUCGCCCUGCUGCGUUCUCCGGCGGCGGCCGCCGCCUGCGCGCACGGGUGGCUGGCGGCGAACGGCCGGCAGCGGCCCCGAGGGGCCCCGCGGAGCCGCCAGGUUCCACCAAUCUGCAAGCAAAGAUCGUGGCCCAGCCUGGGGGGAGAUUAUUCAAGGCCAUUAUUAGAGGCUUCAGAGAUCCUCCCGAGGUGGCAGCUGAUAGAAAAGAGAACAUGUUGGCAUGGUCAUGCAGGUGGAGGCCUUCAUACAGACCCAAAGGAAGGGCUGAAAGAGAUCGAUGCCAAAAAGAUCAUCAGAGCGAUGUUGUCUUAUGUGUGGCCCAAAGACAGACCAGACCUGCGAGCCAGAGUUGCCAUAUCCCUAGGGUUUUUAGCAAGUGCAAAGGCCAUGAAUAUAUUGGUUCCCUUCAUGUUUAAGUAUGCAGUAGACAGCCUCAACCAGGUAUCUGGCAACAUCCUCAACCUCAGCGAUGCACCAAGUACAGUGGCAACUGUGGCAACUGCUGUUCUCAUUGGCUAUGGUAUCUCAAGAGCUGGAGCAGCGCUAUUUAAUGAAGCUAGAAAUGCAGUAUUUGGGAAGGUAGCUCAGAAUUCAAUCAGGAGGAUAGCAAAGAAUGUGUUUUUGCACCUUCAUAACCUGGAUUUGGCCUUCCAUCUAAGUAGGCAAACCGGAGCUCUGUCAAAAACCAUCGACAGAGGAACAAGAGGCAUCAGUUUUGUUCUUAGUGCUUUAGUAUUUAAUCUGGGACCUACAAUGUUUGAAGUGGCACUAGUCAGUGGAAUUCUGUAUUACAAAUGUGGUGCAGAGUUUGCUUUAGUGACUCUGGGGACACUAGGAGCCUAUGCAGCAUUCACGAUAGGGAUUACUCAGUGGAGGACUAAGUUUCGAAUAGAAAUGAACAAAGCAGAUAAUGAUGCCGGUAACGCUGCGAUUGACUCGCUACUGAAUUAUGAGACUGUGAAGUAUUUCAAUAAUGAAAAAUACGAAGCCCAACGGUAUGAUGAGUUCUUGAUGAGAUAUGAGAAUGCCUCCUUGAAGACUACCUCCACUUUGGCUCUCCUCAACUUUGGACAGAGUGCUAUAUUUAGCAUUGGCUUGACGGCCAUCAUGGUGCUUGCCAGCCAGGGCAUUGUUGCAGGCAGCCUUUCUGUUGGAGAUCUAGUAAUGGUGAAUGGAUUGCUGUUCCAGCUUUCUCUUCCCCUAAACUUCCUGGGAACAGUAUACAGAGAGACAAGACAAGCACUUAUAGAUAUGAAUACCUUGUUUACACUUCUCAGUGUAGAUACCAAAAUUAAAGACAAAGAGCUGGCUCCACCCCUGCAGAUCACACCACAGACUGCUGCCAUCACCUUUGAUAAUGUGCAUUUUGAAUACCUUGAGGGACAGAAAGUCCUUGCUGGAGUGUCUUUUGAAGUCCCUGCAGGAAAGAAAGUGGCCAUUGUAGGAGGUAGUGGGUCAGGGAAAAGCACAAUCGUGAGAUUAUUGUUUCGUUUCUAUGAACCUCAGAAAGGAAAUAUUUAUGUUGCUGGACAGAACAUACAAGAUAUCAGUUUGGAAAGUCUCAGAAAGGCAAUAGGAGUCGUACCUCAGGAUGCUGUUCUCUUCCAUAAUACUAUCUACUACAAUUUGCUCUAUGGCAAUAUCGGUGCAACACCAGAAGAAGUGUAUGCAGCAGCAAAGCUGGCAGGAAUCCACGAUGCAAUUCUUCGAAUGCCAAAUGGUUACAACACUCAGGUUGGGGAACGAGGACUCAAGCUCUCAGGAGGAGAAAAGCAAAGAGUUGCAAUUGCUCGAGCAAUGUUAAAGGAGCCAUUUAUUCUUCUCUAUGAUGAAGCCACAUCAUCUUUAGAUUCAAUUACAGAAGAGAAUAUUCUCAGUGCCAUGAGGGACAUGGUGAAGCACCGAACAUCAGUUUUCAUCGCUCACAGGUUGUCAACAGUAGUUGAUGCAGAUGAAAUCAUUGUGCUGGAUCAGGGUAAAGUUGUGGAACGUGGUAGACACACAGACCUCCUUGCAAGUCCUAACAAUCUCUACCAUGAAAUGUGGCACACACAGAGCAGCAAAGUACUCAAUAGUCAUAACCAUCCGAACUGGGAAGAGAGGAAUAAUCGUAUGUCCAAAGAGGAGGAAAGGAAGAAACUAGAGGAAGAGAUCACCAAUAGUGUGAAAGGCUGUGGAAACUGUUCAUGCUAAGUAUGAUCUCGGCUUAAUCUUGUCUAAGAGGUUAAGGAUGCACAAGAUGACAGUGAAGCUCUUGUUUUUAAGUCAUCAUUCAAAAACUCCCUGGGUUUUACAGUUUUUGGGUUUUUACAGUUUCUCAGAGGGACAUAAUUUCAACCAAAAGAGUUCUAUUUUUUCAUCUUUAGGAAUCUCUGAUAUUCAGUGGCAUAUGCAGGAGGUGAGCUGCUUCAAAAACUUCAGACUUCUCAACUAAGAGUGUAAUUUAUGGCAGGUUUUAGGCAUUGGUAAACUCUCCUGGCAGGUGCUUGAGGUGGAUUAUUAAACUGUAAACAGAUUUGUCCUCAAUUUACAUUAUUUCUCAUCAUUAAUGGUUGAUAAAUGUCACAAUUUUAAUUGAGCUAAUUUGAACUCAUUUGCUAGAGAGGAAAAUGCAAUAUAAAUUCUUCAGUGGUAUUUUGGUUUAAAAUGUUCUUCCUUGUAAAGAAUAAGAAAAGCCCCACAAAAUAUCAGAGGCUUCUAGUAGCAAUAAAUACUGGAAUUGGCCAUCUCACCCUUCAAAAACACCUUUCAUACUGGGCUAUCAGACCAUGCAUUGGGAUUACUCUAAAAGAGAACUAACAGAGCUGUCAAGAAUCUGCGAUUGACAGAAUAUUGUGUGACUUCACAGAAAGCCACCACCAUGUUGUAUGUGAAUAUGAAGAAUUGGAAGCUGCCCUUAAGUUAAAGAGUCUGAAAUCAAAGAUUCUGUACCCUCAGCAUCUGCUGUAGUAGUCAAAGCAGAAUUCAGUCCCUUUUCUAUUUCAGUCGUGGUCCUGGGGCGCAAUUAAGAUUCAAUAAAGACUUCCAUAAAUUUCUAUCAUGUCAUUAAUGUAUGAGAAAAUGACCUGGAUAAUGGUAAAAGCAUUGCUAUAAUAAUCUCCUCAUGUCAAUAGUCAAAACCUCUUCAGUGGCAAGAAACCUCAGUCUUUGUGAUUUGCAGGACACUGCAGGUGUAUUGGGUUUGUGUGGCAAGGUUUUGGUAGCCAGGGGCCUAUAGGGGUGGCUUCUAUGAGAAGCUGCCAAAAGCUUCCCCUUUUCUGAGGGAGCCAGUGCCAGAUGGCUCCAAGGUGGACUCGCUGGCCAUGGCUGAGCCCAUCGGGAACAGUGGUAGCACCUCUGGGGUAACAUAUUUAGGAAGGCGGGGGGGGAACACUUGUGCAACAGCAGCAGCAGGCAGAAGAGAGGAGUGAGACUGUGAAAGAGCCCUGCAGACCUCGAGGUCAGUGCAGGAGGUGCUCCAGGCGCCAGAGCAGUGAUUCCCCUGCAGCCUGUGGUGCAGCCCGUGGUGAGGCAGGCUGUGUCCCUGCAGCCCAUGGAGGUGCACAGUGGAGCAGAUAUCCCCCUGCAGCCCAUGGAGGACCCCAAGCUGGAGCAGGAGGAUGCCUGAAGGAGGCUGUGACCCCAUGGGAAGUCUGUGCUGGAGCAGGUUUGCUGCAGGACUUGUGACCCCAUGGGGGAUUCGCACUGGAGACAUUUGAUUCUGAAGGAUGCACCCCGUGGAGGGGACCCACACUGGAGCAGCUCGCGAAGAACUGCAGCUUGUGAGAAGGACUCGCAUUGGAGAAGUUCCUGAACUGUAUCCCAUGGGAAAGACCCCAUGCUGGAGCCAGGGAAGAGUGUGAGGAGGAAGGAGCAGCAGAGACGACAUGUGAUGGAUGAACUGACCUAAACUAUUCCCUGUCCCCCUGUGUCACUCAAGGAGGAGGUAGAGAAACUGGGAGUGAGGUGGAGCCCUGGAGGCAGGGAGGGGUGGGGAAAAGGUGUUUUAAGAUGUGUUUAUUUCUUAUUAUCCUACUCUAAUUGGCAAUAAAUUAAACUGAUUUCCCAAAACAGAGUCCAGUUUGCCAUGACAGUAACGGGUGAGUGAUCUCCCUGUCCUGAUCUCAACCCAGGAGCCUUUUGUUAUAUUUUCUCUCCCAUGUCCAGCUGAGGAGGGCACUGAUGGAGAGGUUUGAGGGGCACCUGAGAUCCAGCCAAGAGCAACUUCAACCCACCAAGACAGGCUGUAUUUUUAGGCCUUAGCUCUUCAGGGAAAUUCCCCAUUUGUCACUGGUUAUUCUGGUGUAAUUCUUCAUGUUGAAUUUAAAAAUAAAGCUAUUUCCCUAUGUUGAAAAAUAACUUUUUUCCCUGGGGAAUUACACCAGUAUGAUUACACUGAUAGACAGUUAGGCUUGUAGAUCAGCUGCAGGAUUUCUCAGUGGGGGCGCCAGCAAAGCACUGAAUCUGAUGCUUCUGGAAACAUAGUCGCAAAUAGUGUUUAUUUUCCUUGUGUUACACCCUCACACUGCAACUAAAGAUGGGAACAGUACCUUAGUGGGACUGAAACCUUUGCUACAUUUUCUGCUAGUUACUCACUUUGGUAAAAUGAUGGGUGAAAAAAGUGAGUCUCCGGUUACAAAUGAUCUUAAAAGUAUAUGGAAUGCAAGGGCUUAUUUUCGUUCGUCCUUGGAGUGCAGAAGCAAAGCGAAUCCUUGUUCAUGCAGCGGCAGUUCAGGAUUCGAGCUUACAAUCUUCCUUUUCUUUCCACUAAUUGUCUCCUUUUUUAGUUCCUGACAGCGCUAAGGUUGCCUGUAAAGCUGCAGUUAUCUGAACUGCUAGAAAUGGUUAGCAAAGGUUUGUUAAAAAGUCUUUGUUUAGGAAGUCUCUCCCUUUCCUAUGUUGUGGAUAAUAAAAAACCAAACCAUGUGUUGUCGCUGCCCACCCCCACGAGCCAGUUUGUGGAAUAGAGUAUUUGUCCACUGUUGGGUGCAGCAGAUAAUGUGCAAAGGCUGUAAAUUGUAAUAUUGCAAUCCUAGCAAUUCUUACUUUCCUUUGACACCAGUAUGAGGAAUGUCAGUGGUCUGAAAGAUGGAGAAGUGCUGGGGUUUUCCCUCAAUGAUCAGGUUUCCAUGUUGUAGGGCUUGGACAUCCUAGUAAUUGCCAGCAGAGAGCACAGAAGCUGGUGUUCUUGGUGUCUGCAUCCCAAAGCCGUUUUAAUGCUAAAUUUGAUUGUGAAGGGAAGUUCUCAGCUGAGAGCUGGUGCAUUUCAUCACUGGGGAUGGACUUUGCAGGUUUUAGACAACAUGGUGAGUGUUAACGUUUGGCUUGUGAGUGGCACCUCAGAGCAAUACUUGGUGACUUCUUGUCUGCUAGAAGGUAAAGCUUGUGCUCUCUUUGGUUUUAGUUUUUGUUUUCAUAUACUAUGACUCGAGCAUCAGCAUUAGAAGCAGAUGUUUAAAACACUGAAUGGGAGGGUAACGGCUUUGGAGAGCCUCCUGCUGUAGUGCUCUGACUCUUAAGACAGUAGAUGUGGCAUCUCUUUAUGAAGCUGUGCAGUUUCUUACAGAACACAGAUUUGGGAGCUCUUUCAUGGCCUCUGUGGAUCUGGGUGAUUCUGCUCUUCUCUAAGCUGAAGCAUCACUUUUCCAAACAGCAGCUUUCCAUAAUCCGGACUUUUAGCUGGUUGGUUUUCAAAAUCCAAGUUGUUAUUACCAUUAUAAGAAUCUGUCUGCAAUUUUAGAGUAGAAAAAGCCAUUUAUUCCUUCCCCCCCUUCCCAUUCUCUAUUGUUAAAAGAGACAUGUUUGUGAAAAAUGCGUGUUAAAAAGGGGCUGCUUCUUGCAGUGUCUAUUCAUGUAUUAACUAUGAGCUUAGAGAAUUGAAUUCCCAUGUAAAAACUCAUUAGGCACAAGAUUUGAAGACACAAGACAAGAAAUUCUAACCUCCAAGUUAGAAAACUGAAUCACUGCUUGUUGGGGAGGUCAUUUCGCUCCUUACAAAUGGAUGUUAAUAAUAUGCUACUUGGAGAUGAUCCCUGCGUUUCCUGAGCAGUUCUGUUACAUGGAUUAGGCGUUACCUACAUCUCUUACCACUGAGGUUUUAAGUUAUGUUCAGGUUUUCUUUUCAGAAUGGAAAUGUAAAAAUUACGUUGUACAGUGAGAUGAUGUUCAAGAACAACCAAAAAGGCCAGGUUAAGAUCCCAGCAUGUAAGUAUUCUGCUGGAAGACUUCUUACCCUGACUCCCGUUGUUCAGCUCUGUAUAGAGAAUUAUUACGAAAUAAAGGAUUUAUCUUUGUGAAUAGAAA